AUGGCAUGUACUGAUAAAAAAGAAAAUACAGUUCACAGCGUCGAUAGUGACGUCUUUGAUGUAGAAGAUCAGCAACAAAGUGAUGAAAACGAAGGCAACUCGAUAGAACUCAUACGAAGAUGUAAUAGAGAAACUGAUAUCGAUACAUCUUGGGAUAAAAGUCUAUACAGUGAUUUAAAACUGAGUGAUAACAAUAAAACACCACCAUUUCAACCAGUUAUAAUGUCUGACGUAAGUCCCAGCAGCAGGACAAAUACCUCAACACAGACCGAUAUAGGACAGGAGGAAGAUUUGACGAAUAUUAAUUUGUCGUUUAGUAAAUAUUUUGACAUGGAGGAUUCCAGUUCCUCCGAGAGUGUAGGGAAAAGACUGCGUCGAGAUUCACAAGAAGAAUAUCAACGCCCAUGCAAAAAGACCAAAUGUGAUGAUUUUGGUCUAUCAGAAAGAGAGGUAAACAUUGGUACAUCAAACUCUUCAAGGCAUAUUUUAUCAUCCGAAUCGGAGGUGUCCUUCGUAUCUGUGAACAGUAACUACUCCUAUAAGACACGAAAAAAAAGACGACGGUCAGAGUCGACCUUGCUUAGAGAUGCCCUUCAAAGAGCUGGCAAAAAUUUUCACACAAAUAAUAAUUGUUCCAUCAGCAAUGCUUCAGUGUCUGGGAGUCCUAGAAAAGAGAAAAAUCUGCGCAGGAGCGUAAGGCCGAAAUCUUGGCGAGUGAUGGAUUUGUGCACUUGGAUCGGGAGAAAGGGGUAUCAGUCCAUUACUGGUCUCUAUGCGGACAUGUUAAAGGAACCUAUCAAAGGAAAGGAGAAGAAAGAUGAAAGAUUAUCAGAGGACCUGUUGGAUCUGAAGAAAAAUGUGGAAGAUAUGAAGCACGAAUUGAAGGGACUUAAGAAAUUCGUAGAAGAAAUGAACCAGGAAAUGAGAGACGUCAAGAAGUAUGUAGAAGAUUUAGACAAGAGUCAAAAGCGGCAGACCAGCGAGACAGAAGAUUUGCGACACAAGGUGGGCAGACAUGAGAGCGAAAUUGAAGACCUUCAGGGUAAGAUAAGCCGCCUGGACUCGCAACAGAAAGCGCCAUCUUGCCCUCCCCCUCCGCCACCUCCUCCUCCCCCUCCUCCUCCGCCACCUCCACCACCACAGCCUUCAAAGCUCCCAGUCAGGACCAACAUCCAGAGGUGCGGUUCAGCUCCACCAACUGUCGGACCGAGACUUACUAUCACACCACAAGAUAUCGCGAAUGUUAAACUGAGGAAGACCAAGGAUAACCCAGUUCGGCCAAAACCUACGCCAAAAGAACGUCCUCAGCUCCUAGUGACCCAACACAUGUUAGAGACCACGCGGGCAAAACUGGGCCGAGCCAAACCCGUGGCUUCGUCUACUCCUAAGCAACAGCUCAGCGAAUUGGAGAAAUGUCUUCUACAAGAGGUAUCAGUGACGUCACUUUAUAGGCGUCGUGUGACGCGCGGCUCGUUCCGCAGUGCGGAAGAGCUCCGUCCGCGGCCUUAUCCCGCCGCCAGGUGUCGCUCGCCAAGGUCGCCUCGGACUCGAACGGCGUCACUGUCCCGAAUUACCCCAAUCACCCCAAUCGAAUUUUCACUUCUGUUGCCCAAUGAGUGA
This is a messenger RNA of Pieris macdunnoughi, 1620 nucleotides long. NCBI's taxonomy places the organism in Eukaryota, Metazoa, Arthropoda, Insecta, Lepidoptera, Pieridae. The record is from the annotation of a GenBank genome assembly.